UCUGUCUGGAGGACAGGAGAGUAGUUUGGAGAGAAGAGGGGACACGUUGAUAAACCCAAGGCACGGGACUCACCGUCAGUCACCGAAUGGUGAACUAACAUGGCCGGUACAGGAGUGUGUUGUGCGAGCCUGGAGGAGCCCAAGACCCUGAUGAAGAUGGGUCUGUGCAUGGUCCUCGUCGGCCAUGUCAACUUCCUGUUGGGCGCGCUGGUGCACGGCGUGGUGCUCCGACACAUCAACCUCAACAAGGAGGCGUGGGCCAUGGAGUACGCCGUCUCCAACGUGGUCGCUCUCAUCUCCGGCCUCGUGGGAAUUGUUGUUGGCAUUCUGGCCGUGGUCCUGUCUAAAAACAAGAAGAGUAGAGGCCUGACGUGGUCCCUUUUCUCCGUCAGCCUGGCGUCGGCUCUCCUGGCGGCCGCCUCCGCCGUCGGACUCUCCGUGUCGGCGGUGUGGGCCGUCGUCCACGGCGAGCGGAGCCUCCUGGCCCACUGCCGCUUCCCCGACGCCGUCGGCGACUCCAGCGUCGCCAACGAGUGUCCUUUUGACCCCACACGCAUCUACAGUACCACUCUGAUCCUUUGGGUGCCUCUGAUCGUGACUUGUGUCACCCAGACGGUGUUUUCAUCCCGGUGCUUGGCGGUCUGCAUUUCGUUCCUGGGUCUACCUUGCUGCCCCGGCAGGAAGAGAAGCCGGGACUGUGGCAGAGCGAUCAAUGUGGUGGGGACGAUGGAGGUAGCCCCUCCAUCCUUCUACAAUGACCCUCCAUCCCGCUACAAUGACCCUCCAUCCCGCUACAAUGACCCUCCAUCCAGACUCCAGGGGCCUCCAUCCCGCUAAUGACCCUCCAUCCCGACAAUGGCCUUCAUCCCAGCUCAAUGGCCCUUCAUCCCGCUACAAUGACCCUCCAUCCAGCUCCAGGGGCCCUCCAUAAUCAUCCGCUACAAAUGGAACCCUAACCACAUCCCAGCUACAAUGGCCCUUCAUCCCGCUCCAAUGGCCCUUCAUCCCGCUCCAAUGGCCCUCCAUCCCGCUACAAUGACCCUCCAUCCCGCUACAAUGGCCCUCCAUCCCACUCCAAUGGCCCUCCAUCCCGCUACAAUGGCCCUCCAUCUAGCUACAAAGACCCUCCACAAAGCUACACUGAAUCUCCAACGCGUUACACUGAACCUCCAAGACAGCACCACAGACCUCCACCCCCUCCACAGCGUCUUCCCCAUCAACAUCGGAGCCUUCCUCCCUCGGAGAGGCACAGAGAAAGGCCAGACGAAGAAAGGCCCUCGGAGCAGCACCAACUGCUGGAGAGGGGUACCCAGGAAAGGUCCAGCUUCUGGAUUUAGACUUAUUUGACAUGCAAGAGCUUCUUGAAGACCAAAAUGCUGUGAGGGAACAUACUAGAGUGCUUGCUACGAUGCUUGGAUUCAAAUAUUGUACUCCCAACCCUGUUAUCCUGUCAGUACUUUCAUAACUAUGAACUUAGAACUGGAGGUGUUUUAUUACACAGUGCAGAUGUAUUCUUUUUCUAAGGCCCAUAAUGUCGGCUAUGUGUCUGUUAUUGUAUAUCUGUACAUAUGAGGAUCAAAAAUCUAUAUUCCUCUCAGGAUAGACAGAUGAAGCAAAGCCUUGCCUGUACAUGGAUUCAUUUAAAGUUCAAAAAAUAGUUGGGACAUUUUGGGGAAAUGUACUUUGACGCUUUCUUGCCGAGAGUCAGAUUAGAAUAUUGAUAGGACUGUGUCUGUGCGGGUAGGACAUGCGUUACUUAGCUUAGCAUAAAGACUAAAAGCAGGGGGAAAACCACUAGCUUGGCUAGCGACAACUCUGGAGCUCACUACUCGACAUGCUGUAUCUUGUUUAUUUAAUCUGUGGAGGAAGUGUAAAAAUGU
Molecule: messenger RNA, 1880 nt
Organism: Etheostoma spectabile (orangethroat darter)
Lineage: Eukaryota; Metazoa; Chordata; Actinopteri; Perciformes; Percidae
Gene: tmem54b
Product: transmembrane protein 54b
Exons: 6
Coding region: 100-837 (245 amino acids)
Source: RefSeq, a predicted model, not a curated record